Messenger RNA from Trichoderma aggressivum f. europaeum, 1179 nucleotides. RefSeq lists its product as uncharacterized. The record is from RefSeq and is a predicted model, not a curated record. Bases 1 to 1179 code for a protein of 392 amino acids. The transcript has a single exon. NCBI's taxonomy places the organism in Eukaryota, Fungi, Ascomycota, Sordariomycetes, Hypocreales, Hypocreaceae.
AUGCGCCGCCUCCCCGCCUGGUUCGUCCGCUCCGGCACCUCCACCGGCCUGCUCUUCAACCGCGCCUCCCUCCCGCCCGUCCCCUCCCAGUGGCAAUCCAUCCUCGCCCCCGCCAUGGGCUCCCCGGAUCCCCUCUACGCCCGCCAGCUCGACGGCGUCGGCUCCGGCAUCUCUUCCACCUCCAAAGUCGUCGUCGUCGGGCCCCCUGGCAGCUCCGGCGCCGCCUCCAGCUCCGGCUCGGAUGUGGGGCCGGCCGCUGCCGCCGUCGACGCCGAGUUCACCUUUGUCCAGGUCGGCAUCCGCGACGGCGCCCUCGACCUCGCCGGCACCUGCGGCAACAUGUCGGCCAUUGUCGGCCCCGCGGCGUGGGACAUGGGCCUGGUGCCGCCGUCGCGGCUCGCCUCCCGCGUCUCGUACGACGCCGCCACAGACUCUCGCUGGGCGACGCUGCGCAUCCUCAACACAAACACCAACAAGGUCCUUGUGUCGCGGUUCCAGCUCGGCGGCAGCCCGCUCGCGUACGCCCCGCGCGGCGACUACGCCAUGGACGGCGUGCCGGGCACGCAGUCCCCCAUCACGCUCAGCUUCUUGGAUCCCGCCGGUGCAAAGACGGGGCGGGCGCUCCCCACGGGGAAUCCCGUUGACCAACUGCGUCUCCCCGACGGGAGCCGCGUCGAGGCCUCGCUCGUCGACGUCAGCAACCCGGGCGUCUUCAUCACCACGUCCGGCCUCGGCAUCGACGACGUCACGGCGGCAACCCUCACCCCGGCCCAGGUCGAAGCGGAUUCCGCCCUCAAAGCACGCCUCGAGCAGAUCCGCCAGGCCGGCGCCUCGGCAAUGGGGCUGGACCCCAAGACCGAGAGCGUGCCCAAGGUGGUGAUGCUGCUGCCGGCCGGCGCGAGGAAGUCCGCCGAGACGGACAUCCAGUGCCUGGCCAUGUCCAUGGGCCAGGCGCACAAGGCGGUGCCGCUGACGCUGGGGCUGUGUCUGGGCGCGGCGUCGCAGAUGGACGGGACGAUUGCGGCGGAGUUGAUGGGGGGGGAGAAGAAGCAGGUGAUUCGGAUUGGGCAUCCGAGCGGCGUCGUGGACGUGGGCACGACGGUCAAGGAUGGGAGGAUCGAGGAGGCGAAGCUGUUGAGGACGGCGAGGGUGUUGAUGAAGGGGGAUGUUUAUUAUUGA